Molecule: messenger RNA, 2425 nt
Organism: Ananas comosus (pineapple)
Lineage: Eukaryota; Viridiplantae; Streptophyta; Magnoliopsida; Poales; Bromeliaceae
Product: DNA-directed RNA polymerase II subunit RPB1-like
Exons: 4
Coding region: 542-1102 (186 amino acids)
Source: RefSeq, a predicted model, not a curated record
GUGGUUGGUUCCGGGUCCAACGCUCCCACCUUCGAGGCUAUAACACGGCGACGACCACCACGACGACGACGACGACCUCAAAGCCCUAGCUUUGUCACCUCUAAAACGUUGCCACAGCUCUCUCAUAUCAUCUGUAGAUUGCCUCUCAAAUCGAUCCGCAUCGUCUUCUCGAUCGCGAGCGUGUGGUUUUCGGUGGAUUUUGGUCGAUUUUACGGUAGAUUUGGGCCUAGAAAUGGCGACCUUACCGUGUUUCAAGCUUUUAGCUGGUUCGGUGAUACUCUGCGUCUCCUCUAGAGUUUCUUCCCUCUUGUGAUGAACAGGACUUGGGUGUCGUUUUUGGCGAUCUGUUGGAGGAUCGAGAAAUAGAAGGUUCUAUCUAAUAUCUAGGAACUGAAGUAAGGUUUUAUUGCAAAUUUCGGGCUCUCAAUGUUGUCGUCUCCUCUGUAACCCUCGAUCCGCGCUGAAGAAACGGGAUAUAACAAAGGUCCUACUGCGAUAGCAAAGUUUUCUUUUGCCGCUUGGAAGGCUUCGAGAUUCCGAAAUGGAAACCCUUGUGGCUGUAGCUCAGCAUCGUCAUCAGUAUUUCACCAGAAGCAAAUCUCACGUCUCCGAUCGAUGUGUUUCAUCUCCUUCUGGAAGCUUCAGAGGGAUCAAUUGCCGGACUUUCCAAUCCGGCGCCGGUAUUCUCCCCUCUCCUCCCCGUUCAUUCGCCAGCAUCCCAUCCCCCAAAUCUCCAUGCUUUUACUCAGAGCCACCCAAACGAAGCAGGCGGAGCAAACCUGUUGCUGUAAAUAGCCCCAUGCUGUCUCCUAACAAAGCUGAUGUGAAUGAUGAUAUCUCUUGCCCUGAGCUGUGGGCAGGGCCUGCCUAUUCAAACUCGCCUCCGCCGAGCUCUUUACCGAUGCCUAAGUUCUCUCUACGCCAGAAACGUAGUAUUUCUCUUGAGUUGCCACUUCCUAAGCCAGAAGUUUCAGCCAGCCCGAUCCCAAAUUCGGCCCCAUCUUCUCCUACUAGGGAUUUCGCUGAUGAUUUUGUUCUGAACGCCGCCACUGCUACUGAGAACUUGAGGAGGAUUCUCCAUUUGGAUGUUGCUGAUGACUGAGGGUGAAAUGGGGGCCAGGGGUUCCUGUAUAUAUUCAUCUCAUGUAGUGUUGUAGUGUAGACUUAGUGUUUGUUAAAUUGUAUAGUGGGUACUCUUUUAACUUAGAGGGUUGUCGGCUUGUCGCUGCUGAUGCAUAACAGUAAGUUAGCGGGGCAGUAUGUUGUAGCAAUCAAGUACUCAAUGGUGCGUAACGUUCACACCACAUGGCGUAGGUUGGCAGGAAAAUAAUGGAGGAAGAGUAACAAGUAUGGAGAUAGUAAGGGUGGAGCUCUUAAGGUGCAUCUUAAUGGGAGACGAGGAGGUUAUGAAGUUUAUAGGGAGGUUGUAAGCAUUAGGUAAACUAAUUCGCAGCUCUCUUUAGUUCUGCCUGCUAAUUUAGGGCAUUUGGGCAUCAUUGUCUUCUCUUGUUGAUGCAUAUAUCUACACAUCUCUAUUCUAGGUAUGGUAUUUAGUUAGGAGGUUUCUCAUUUUGGUUUGAUGCAUGGUUCCUCUUAUAGGUAUUAACCAUCUCCUUAGUGUUUUAGGUCAUGCCUCGAAAGCAUCAGGUGUCUGUAAAUUAGCUGCAUCUCUUUCUAGUAGAACUUGCAUCCUUGCAUACCCAUGUCUGCUUGCUACUUCCAAAUAUUUAAAUACACCUUCUAGUUCCUUUCGUUUUUCCUUUUUUCUUCUAAUAUCUAACCUCCUCUGGUGCUCUACAAGGGCACCGAGUUCCCUUAGCCACUUCUUCUGACUUUUUGAAUGGAAGAAACUGGGAGGGUAACUGAUGACUCACUCUGUAUUCUGUCAAUUUGUUGCCUACUUCAUGCUUAUGCGUUUAGCUGUUUCCAGUCCUCGUUGUGUGAUCGAUUAAGUUUGUCAAUGUUUGUUAAGAAUCUGCAUUAGGUAGUGUCACAUACGAGUUUAUCAGUCGAUUUCAGAUAGGCUGGUGCUUUUGCGAUGCCUUCUGACGGUACAAUCAGUGGAAGAGGAUGGACAAGUGCAUCAAAAGAAGGGCUUCUGAAGAUGGCUGUUGAAGAAAGGGAACUUUUAGUACCAGCCGCUUCCAGCUUUAAAUGUGUAGCGUCUCCAAUACGGGGGUGUCUUGAUUUUUCCAAUCCGAUCUCUUGGAGCCCCUUGUUUUCUACAGCUAGUAGUUUUAUGUCGAAGCAUUAGACUCAACUGUGGUUAGUUUUUGUCCUAUGUUAUUAGACUUUCCUAGCUAUUGUAUGGUUUUAGACUUCAUCAAAUCCACAGCUUAUUUGGCUGUGGAAAUUACUAUGUAUCCUUUGUAGUAUGAGAACAGUGUUUUAUGGAAUUUUCUUUUGCGGACUUCAUUAUGAGCAA